AGAGAGAGAGAGAGAGACUCCACGCACACAGGCUCUCACGCCUACUCAGACAGCCCACCGCACUUUUCAGACGCCCACCUCCAGCACACUCCCCUCCCCUAAAAGGCAUUCACCCACUCACCAGCUGUAGCCUCUUCCGUCCCCCGCCCUCCCGCCAGGCUCCCCCUCUCCAAGUAGCAGACCCGCGGGCUAGGAAGCAGGGACCCCCGGCUGAUGAGCUAGGGAGCGAGCGAGCGGCUAGGGAGGGAGCUUAGCACUGACCUCCGCUUGCCCUGCGUGCAGAUUAACAAAGGAGGCGGCGAACCCCGGCCCGGCUGCCAGGAGCCAAAAGCUGGCCGCGGGGCCCGGAGCCUUUCCAGCCGGCAAGCGCGCGCACGGCGCUGGCUGCUCCGGAGUCACAGGCGACGGCGACUGGGCUCACAGAUUCCCUCCGAAGCCGCGCUACUGGGACACCGGUCACACCAUGGGCUGCUGCACCGGGCGCUGCUCGCUCAUCUGUCUCUGCGCGUUGCAGCUGCUUUCAGCCCUGGAGAGGCAGAUCUUUGACUUCCUCGGCUUCCAGUGGGCACCCAUUCUUGGAAAUUUCCUGCAUAUAAUAGUUGUCAUAUUGGGUUUAUUUGGAACCAUUCAGUAUAGACCACGUUACAUUCUGGUGUACACAGUGUGGAGUGCCCUCUGGGUCACCUGGAAUGUGUUCAUCAUCUGCUUUUAUUUGGAAGUAGGUGGCCUCUCUAAGGACACAGAUCUGAUGACAUUCAACAUCUCUGUACAUCGGUCAUGGUGGAGGGAACAUGGACCUGGCUGUGUCCGGAGAGUGCUGCCCCCAUCAGCCCAUGGCAUGAUGGAUGACUAUACAUAUGUCUCAGUCACAGGCUGUGUCGUCGAUUUCCAGUACCUAGAGGUCAUCCACAGUGCUGUACAAAUACUGCUAUCUCUGGUUGGUUUUGUGUAUGCCUGUUAUGUGAUCAACAUAUCCAUGGAAGAAGAAGACACCUGUCGAAAUAAGUAAUGACAUUGACUCUGAAACGCGGCUCCUGGACUUGAGUUAGGGAACAAAGAAGCACCGGCCUCUGGCACUGGGGAUCCUAUGGCAUCACCUUCCUCCCAGACAGGAUUGCAACCCCUGCAGGCCAGCGAACACGGAGCUGCCGAGCAGAGAGGUCUUUGGUCUCAGCCUGUGUAACAUUAGCGUUGUUUGAUAGAUGCGUUCUGGGUGCUUGGGUGGGUAUUUUUUUAGUCAUCUUCUUCUUAUAUGAGCACUUGUAAAUUUAAAAAAAAAAGGAAGGAAGAAAAACUGUUUUUUAAAUUUUUUUACAGUAUUUAACUUGAGGCAUGCGAAUGGAAAAAAAAAUCUGUGAAAAUCGUCUCCGAGUCUAAGGGGACUGUCUGUGUUGCUGAGGAGGUGGUGAAAUGCAGGCUGCUGAACCCUGCUGGGCUGCUGGGUUUGUGUAAAUACACAGUGCCUGUGGGCAUCAGACACGAGGUUAGACCUGUGGCAGCUUGUGCAAAAACUGGAUCCAACUUUCAAACUAAGCAUGGGUCACCAUUUAAACAGCACUAGACACAGACAACUCAACUUCUGACGACCCGGCACCAAUAUCCUGGCAAUCUAAAUUUCCAGCUUCAUGCAUAUCUUGUUCUUGCAAUAGUCUGAGAUGCAUAUAUAUGUAUGUUUUCAUAUGUAUUGCGAGUACAAAAGGAAGCAAAUGAUUAGUGGAGGCCCUUACCCUGAGGAGGGGGCUUGGGUGUCUCUGAGGUUCAUAUUUUCUGCUCUUUCUUUCUCUCCCAAUGCUGAUGUCACAGCUCAAGGGCUGCAGGAUGGAAACCACAACCAUAAAUCUGCAGCCAGGAACUUUUAGGAUAUCCAAAGGGAACAUUCAAAUCCUAUGGAACUCUAUAGAAACCUGUAGAGAAAAUAUUUAUGGUUGACUUACAUCAAUUUUUCAUUUUCCCAUCCAUCCCAAUAGCCAAGAAAAUUACGUGGGGGAAGGUCUAUCUUGGGAAAAAUAAUAAAAUAAUUUGGGAGCUUUUUAAAUUGACACAAAUUGUACAGGUGGUGAAAUGUGUAGACUUUAAGGGUACAAUGUAACUAAUUUGGAGAAGUACACCAACUGAGUAACCAAUGUUUCAGCCAAAUACAGACCAUGUCUGACACAGGAGAAGCCUCCCUUAGGCUCCUCCUUCCCAUCAGUCACCAUGUUGCCAUAGACCCACAACACAUACCACACAAUGAACUGCACUGUGCCUGAGUCAGUCUGCUGAUUCAAAUGGUGAUCCCAUCUGGUUUUGACCAAACAUUGUGACAUGGCCAAAUGGAUACCGAACACCUGAGUGGGUUCUCGCUGCUUAGGUUUUGGCUCAUCGCUGGUUAACUGUCUGCUCACAAUGUAAGGCAGGCGCUUGUCUCACUCACAGCAGUGUUUUUCUGUCUCCCCACUAGUUCCCAUAUGGAAAUACGUUUGGCUCCUUUUGUAUACACAUGAAAAUGAAGUUUUCCCUCUGUCAAGCUUCUGUCUGUUCACUGUUUGCUCCAGAGAUGGUCCAGUGUGGUUCAUGUAUCUCUAAGACACCCAUAAACCACUGGAAUUGAUGCAA
Mesocricetus auratus (golden hamster) is the source of this 2595-nucleotide messenger RNA. RefSeq names its product sodium/potassium transporting ATPase interacting 3 (gene Nkain3). The record is from RefSeq and is a predicted model, not a curated record. Gene Ontology annotation, biological process: regulation of sodium ion transport. Lineage: Eukaryota; Metazoa; Chordata; Mammalia; Rodentia; Cricetidae. The coding region runs from base 464 to 1009 and encodes 181 amino acids. The transcript has 6 exons.